Molecule: messenger RNA, 363 nt
Organism: Miscanthus lutarioriparius
Lineage: Eukaryota; Viridiplantae; Streptophyta; Magnoliopsida; Poales; Poaceae
Source: the annotation of a GenBank genome assembly
AUGAGGGCCCUGCUGGACCGGUGCCUGUCGCCGUCCAAGAAGGCCCGCGGCCGCGAGCCGCCGGAGGGCUGCCUGGCGGUGUACGUGGGCGCGGCGAGGGAGCGGUUCGUGGUCCGGACCGAGUGCGUCAACCACCGCCUGUUCAGGGCGCUGCUGGAGGAGGCCGAGGAGGCGCGCGGGCCCUACUGCUACGCGGCGGACGGGCCGCUCGAGCUGCCCUGCGACGCCGGCGCGUUCGCGCGCACCGUGGAGGCCAUCGAGCAGGAGAUGGCCGAGGAGAGGACGACGGUCGGGUGCGGUGGCGGGGGUAUCGUGAGGGCAGGGCACUCGGCGGCGGCGCACCGGACGGCGGCGGCGUGGUGA